AUGAGCCAGCAGAACCAGAGCGAGAAAUGCUCCUUCCAAGAUGUGGACGACCUGAUGAAAACCGUGCAGUUGGUUGUCCAAAUCCCUACCUUUCUUCUUGGUCUGCUCCUCAAUGUGCUCGCCAUCCGAGGCUUUAGCUCCUUCCUGAAGAAGAAGUGGCCUUGCUACACUGCCACCUCCAUUUACAUGAUCAACCUGGCAGUCUUUGACCUCCUGCUGGUGCUCUCCCUCCCAUUCAAGAUGGCCCUAUCCCGAAGGAAGGGCUCAUUCCUUCCCUUGUGUACUCUGGUGGAGUGCCUCUACUUCAUCAGCAUGUAUGGGAGCAUCUUCACCAUCUGCUUCAUCAGCGUGGACAGAUUCCUGGCCAUCCGGUACCCAAUCCUGGUCAGCCACAUCCGGUCCCCCAGGAAGAUCUUUGGGAUCUGCUGUAUCAUCUGGGUGCUGGUGUGGGUUGGGAGCACUCCUGUCUAUAGCUUCCAUGGCAAAGUGGAAAACUACACGUGCUUCCAUAACAUGUCUGAUGGCACCUGGAGCGCCAAGGUCUUCUUCCCUUUUGAGGUCUUUGGCUUCCUUCUUCCCAUGAGCAUCGUUGGUUUCUGCUCCUCCAGGAGUAUUCACAUUCUGGUUGCUCGUCGGGACUACACCCAGGACUGGGUCCAGCAGAAGGCCUGCAUCUGGACUAUUGCGGUCAACCUGGCUGUCUUUGUGGUCUCCUUUCUCCCCGUCCACCUGAGCUUCUUCUUGCAGUUCCUGGUGAGGAAUGGCUUCAUCGUGGAGUGCAGAACCAAGCAGAAUAUUAUCUUGUUCCUGCAGUUGUCCAUGUGUUUCUCCAAUUUCAAUUGCUGCCUGGAUGUUUUCUGCUACUACUUUGUCAUCAAAGAAUUCCGCGUGGACAUCAUGACCCACCGGCCUUCCAGGACCCAGCUAGUCCACCAGGAUACCAUGAACACCCUGGUUAAGGGAAAAAAGUCAUGCCUGGAGGAAGGAAACCUCAACCCAAAUUCCAUAGGGAAUAUCCCUUCCCAGGGCUCUGAUGUGGUGGGCUGA
Molecule: messenger RNA, 1047 nt
Organism: Budorcas taxicolor (takin)
Lineage: Eukaryota; Metazoa; Chordata; Mammalia; Artiodactyla; Bovidae
Gene: GPR55
Product: G protein-coupled receptor 55
Exons: 1
Coding region: 1-1047 (348 amino acids)
Biological process (GO): positive regulation of Rho protein signal transduction; phospholipase C-activating G protein-coupled receptor signaling pathway
Cellular component (GO): membrane
Molecular function (GO): G protein-coupled receptor activity
Source: RefSeq, a predicted model, not a curated record